Saccharomyces paradoxus is the source of this 2514-nucleotide messenger RNA. It is a transcript of the gene CLA4, whose product is annotated as serine/threonine protein kinase CLA4. The record is from RefSeq and is a predicted model, not a curated record. Gene Ontology annotation, molecular function: ATP binding; protein serine/threonine kinase activity. Gene Ontology annotation, biological process: intracellular signal transduction; regulation of MAPK cascade; protein phosphorylation. Lineage: Eukaryota; Fungi; Ascomycota; Saccharomycetes; Saccharomycetales; Saccharomycetaceae. Bases 1 to 2514 code for a protein of 837 amino acids. Gene Ontology annotation, cellular component: cytoplasm. The transcript has a single exon.
AUGUCUCUUUCAGCUGCAGCUAAUAAGAUAUCUGACAACGAUUUUCAAAAUAUUGGACCGGCACCUAGACCUCCCAGUUCAAAUAGCCAGGGCCGUACCGGUUACAACCAAACGCAACCUAUAACCAAACUCAUGAGUCAACUGGAUUUAACAUCAGCGUCCCAUUUAGAUACAAAUCUUUCAAAGAAAAAAAGCGGAUGGGUGUCCUACAAAGAUGAUGGUAUACUGUCAUUUAUAUGGCAAAAGAGAUACCUGAUGCUACACGAUUCGUAUGUAGCACUUUAUAAAAACGAUAAACAGAAUGACGAUGCGAUCUUGAAGAUACCACUAACCAGUAUUAUAAGCGUAAGCAGGACUCAGUUGAAACAGUAUUGUUUCGAGUUGAUACGCUGCAAUGACCGAAAUUCUGUAUCGUCAGGAUCCUCGUCCUCUUUAAAUGUAUCAUCAGACAAUAACUCAAAAAAAUCCAUAUACAUUGCUACGAAGACAGAAAGCGAUUUGCAUACUUGGUUAGACGCCAUUUUUGCCAAAUGUCCAUUAUUGAGUGGUGUUUCUUCUCCAACAAACUUCACACAUAAAGUUCACGUUGGUUUUGAUCCAGAAACAGGUAGUUUCGUUGGCAUGCCCACCAACUGGGAGAAAUUACUAAAACAUUCCAGAAUUACAGGAGAAGAUUGGAACAAUAAUUCAGCGGCCGUCAUUCAAGUGUUGCAGUUUUAUCAGGAAUAUAAUGGAGCCGGAAACUCCACGAAUACUUCAGACAAGUCUCAGAGUAGUGAAACUGCCUCCUCUCAAAAAUCGCUGCCAAGCAGUUAUAGCGAAAGCAAACUCAGAAAUAAUUCAGUAAAUUCAAAGUCAUCCUCAGGCGUUUCAUCAGGCAUGGUAUCACAAAGACAAGCCCCACAACCACCAAAUACCAAAUCACCUGUUUCUCUAGGAAGCGGCUCACUGCCACCAAUAAAUACAAAAUUGCCCAAUAGUCAGUCAAAUAUUCCUAGACAUUUACAAAACGUUCCUAAUCAACAAUAUACUAAGAUGAGAAACGGACAUUCCCCAACCAAUGGACAAUUUCCUAGGGGACCAAUGCAUCCAAACCAUUCUCAACGAUCUUUGCAGCAACAACAGCAAAAACAACAGCAUCAACAAUAUCCAUACCACCAGCAAGGAGCUUCUCCAUCUCCCUCUACAUCUUCAUCUCCAUUAAAUCCUUAUAGGCCACAUCACAAUAUGAUAAACCCCUAUUCCAAGCAACCUCAAUCACCAUUAAGUUCACAGUCAACCCAAAACCAAGCUAUACCCCGUUAUGUACAAAACUCCAGUCCUACGGCCACACACUUUCAACCUCAAAGAACAGCUCCAAAACCGCCGGUAUCAGCUCCAAAAGUCCCAUACCCAUCAAACCAAAGUGCUGCUAGUAACACACCUAUACAGCAUGUCGCACCUAAGAAUGAUCAGUCAACUCUACAAGCAAUGAGGCAGGCCCCAAAGAGACCAGAUGCGGAUGCCAAACAACCGGCUGGCGUCACCAAACCUAAGAAGCCAACAAGGCCAACUAUGUCGACUGCAGAAAUAAUGAGUAAGUUGAAAAGCGUCACUGUAAAUGCGGACCCAUCUCAAUGUUUCAAAGUGAUUGAGAAAGCCGGUCAAGGUGCAAGUGGUUCCGUUUACCUUGCUGAGAGGACGCAUAUUCCGACCGAGAGUAAUAUGAUUGAACUUAUAAACAAUGAGAUUGAUGAACCCCAUGUCGGAGAUAAAGUUGCUAUCAAGCAAAUGGUUCUAUCUAAACAACCUCGUAAAGAACUCAUAGUGAAUGAAAUUUUGGUUAUGAAAGAUUCGCGCCAUAAGAAUAUUGUCAAUUUUCUCGAGGCUUAUUUAAGAACUGAAGAUGACUUAUGGGUUGUGAUGGAGUUUAUGGAAGGUGGUUCACUAACAGAUAUCAUCGAAAGUAGCCCCACGAACGAUACUUCACAUUCUCCAUUAACAGAACCUCAAAUUGCAUACAUUGUCCGAGAAACUUGCCAAGGCUUGAAAUUUCUGCACGAUAAGCAUAUCAUUCAUAGGGAUAUUAAAUCUGAUAAUGUCUUGUUAGACACUAGAGCAAGGGUAAAAAUUACUGAUUUCGGGUUUUGCGCUAGAUUGACUGAUAAAAGAAGCAAAAGAGCCACUAUGGUUGGGACACCUUACUGGAUGGCACCUGAAGUUGUCAAACAACGUGAAUACGAUGAAAAAAUUGAUGUAUGGUCUUUGGGUAUUAUGACCAUUGAAAUGUUAGAAGGUGAACCACCAUACUUAAAUGAGGAUCCAUUAAAGGCGCUGUAUUUAAUUGCGACUAACGGUACGCCAAAGCUCAAGUAUCCAGAAACUUUGUCUUUAGAAAUUAAACGAUUCCUAAGUGUUUGCCUUUGCGUAGAUGUUAGAUAUAGGGCAUCAACUGAAGAGCUUCUACACCAUGGUUUCUUUAAUAUGGCAUGUGAUCCAAAGGAUUUGACAUCACUGUUGGAGUGGAAGGAGUGA